GUUUUGAUUUAGGACGACCCUCGGUUUUGCCAUUAUUUACGGCGCUACCCCUUUGUAAGAAACCCUAGUGUUUGAUUUUUUUUUUUUGGUAGUUGUGUUCGGAUUUCGGAUUUUUCUAGAGUUUCGUAUCUUUUUUUUUUGGAGCUUAGGAUUGUGAUAUGAAUAGUAGAGGGAGGUAUCCACCACCGGGGAUCGGCGUUGGCCGGGGGGGCGGAGUGAAUGCUAACCCUAGUUUUCAGUCCAGGCCGUCGCAGCAACACUACGUGCAGAGGAAUUUGGUUCAUAAUCAGCAGCAUUUUCAACAACACAAUCAGCAGCAUUUUCAACAACAACAACAGCAUCAACAACAACAGCAGUGGCUCAGGCGUAACCAGUUACCCAGCGGCAAUGACUCCAGUGUCAUCGAUGAGGUCGAAAAGACCGUUCAAUCGGAAGCCGUUGACUCGAGUUCACAAGAUUGGAAGGCCAGGCUAAAGAUACCACCAGCAGAUACCCGCUACAAAACAGAGGAUGUGACAGCUACUAAAGGAAAUGAAUUUGAGGACUAUUUUCUGAAACGUGAACUUCUUAUGGGAAUAUAUGAGAAGGGUUUUGAAAGACCAUCUCCUAUUCAGGAAGAGAGUAUUCCCAUUGCUUUGACCGGAAGUGAUAUUCUUGCCAGAGCCAAAAAUGGAACUGGAAAGACAGCAGCAUUUUGCAUUCCCGCCUUGGAAAAAAUUGACCAAGAUAACAAUGUUAUUCAAGUUGUUAUACUUGUUCCAACUCGAGAACUGGCUUUGCAGACAUCACAAGUGUGCAAGGAGCUUGGGAAGCAUUUACAAAUUCAAGUCAUGGUCACCACGGGAGGCACCAGUCUCAAGGAUGAUAUUAUGCGAUUGUAUCAACCAGUCCAUUUGUUGGUUGGAACGCCUGGCAGAAUUCUAGACCUUGCUAAAAAGGGUGUUUGCAUUUUGAAAGAUUGUUCAAUGCUUAUAAUGGAUGAAGCAGAUAAACUUUUGUCUCCAGAGUUUCAACCUUCUAUAGAGCAGCUGAUACGUUUUCUUCCUGCAACUCGUCAAAUUUUGUUGUUUUCUGCCACAUUCCCUGUUACUGUUAAGGACUUUAAAGACAGAUACCUACAGAAGCCUUAUAUUAUUAAUCUAAUGGAUGAGCUUACCCUGAAGGGUAUUACACAAUAUUAUGCUUUUGUGGAAGAAAGACAGAAAGUCCACUGCCUAAAUACUCUUUUCUCUAAGCUGCAAAUAAACCAAUCAAUCAUUUUCUGCAAUUCGGUAAAUCGGGUGGAACUGUUGGCCAAGAAAAUUACAGAACUUGGCUACUCUUGCUUUUAUAUCCAUGCAAAGAUGCUUCAGGACCAUCGUAACAGAGUAUUUCAUGAUUUCCGUAACGGCGCAUGCAGAAAUCUUGUUUGUACUGAUCUUUUUACAAGGGGUAUAGAUAUCCAAGCUGUGAAUGUUGUUAUUAACUUUGACUUCCCCAAGAACUCUGAAACAUACCUCCAUAGGGUUGGUCGAUCAGGAAGGUUUGGUCAUCUUGGAUUAGCUGUGAAUUUGAUCACUUAUGAAGACCGCUUUAACUUGUAUAGGAUUGAACAAGAGCUUGGGACCGAAAUUAAGCAAAUUCCUCCACAUAUCGAUCAGGCUAUUUACUGCCGGUGAUUUGUAGAAGAUGUUUCUUGUUUGGCCUACAGUGGUAACAAUGGGUUAAUGAAGCCUGCUUAUCCAAGGCGUCCGUCCUUGCUCAUGGGUGGGUAUAUAUAUUCUAAAAUAUAAGACGGUGUUGGUGGAAGACUUCUUAGCGGGCGCUUUUAUGCAUGUAAUCCUUGAAUGCUUCUUUUCUAUUGACAUCUCAAAUUUCAGAGUCCUGAAAUGUUAGCAGGAUAUGGUAGACUAGGGAGAGUUUUAGAUGAGUCUUGCUUUUGAUUUAGUUAAGUUAUGGUUUGGUACCGUCUGUCUGUCUGUCUGUCUGUCUGUCUGUCUGAUCAUGGUGGAAUUGUAGCUUGUGCUAGAAAUUUAUGUUUAUGUUUCUUCUGUUGGUGCAUUUUCUCAUCUAAAUCUUUGUGGUUUCAAUGGACAAAAAACAUCUGAGAUUUCAAAACGAAAUGAAAAGUAUCGGCUGUUGUUUGAUA
Messenger RNA from Gossypium raimondii (Peruvian cotton), 2128 nucleotides. Its product is annotated as DEAD-box ATP-dependent RNA helicase 8. The record is from RefSeq and is a predicted model, not a curated record. The transcript has 10 exons. Gene Ontology annotation, molecular function: mRNA binding; ATP binding; RNA helicase activity. Gene Ontology annotation, cellular component: cytoplasmic stress granule; P-body. Gene Ontology annotation, biological process: cytoplasmic stress granule assembly; P-body assembly. Bases 159 to 1658 code for a protein of 499 amino acids. NCBI's taxonomy places the organism in Eukaryota, Viridiplantae, Streptophyta, Magnoliopsida, Malvales, Malvaceae.